This is a messenger RNA of Lasiodiplodia theobromae, 1917 nucleotides long. Its product is annotated as Heterokaryon incompatibility protein. Lineage: Eukaryota; Fungi; Ascomycota; Dothideomycetes; Botryosphaeriales; Botryosphaeriaceae. The coding region runs from base 1 to 1917 and encodes 638 amino acids. The record is from RefSeq and is a predicted model, not a curated record. The transcript has a single exon.
AUGACAUCAACAUCUGACACGGACGACGAGGAGAAUUUCCCUUUCGAAUACCAGCCUAUCGACACGUCAAAUAAUGAGAUUCGCGUCAUAUACCUGCAGGCACUGGAGCAUCCACAGGGCCCCGCAGACGAACCGGUCAUCCGCUGCACCCUGGAAAAUGCACGACUUGGCCGCGGCCUGCGGUACACGGCCCUAUCAUACGUCUGGGGAGACCCAAAUAUCACAAAACCAAUAUCAGUAAACGGGAGGCCAUUCCCCGCCACAGUAAACCUGCAGACCGCCCUCCGCCAAUUGGCCUUGGAACUGCGGGACCAAUAUUCAACAAAGGAAAUGUGCCUGUGGGUCGACGCCAUCUGCAUCAACCAGUCCGACCAAGCGGAAAAGACGCAGCAAGUGUCUCUCAUGGGCCAAAUUUUCGCAAGAGCGAGCAGCGUCCGCGUCUGGCUGGGUCCAUCCCGCGACCACAGCUCCCUCGCCUUCCAAACCCUGCGCAACCUCACCGAGAUGCGCUACGCGGAGCCGCUGCAGCACGUCGACUCGUGGCCCUCAUUCCGCUUCUCGUCCGCGGACACGUUCGAAAUUGCCGUGCAGAAGUCGCUCGACGGGAUCCUGUAUUUCUUGUGCACCGACCAAGCGUCUAAGCUCUCCGCCAUCUUCUCGCUCCUCGACCGGCCCUGGUUCCGGCGCGUGUGGGUGAUCCAGGAAGUCGCGUUGUCGAGCAAGGCGUUCCUGGCCUGCGGCCCGGACGCGCUGGACUGGGAGGACUUCUGGACCGCGUGCUGGGUCCUCAUGGGCAUCCGCGACUACCUGCAGGCCGUCAUGCCGCACGCGGGGCAGAGGUCGGCCGUCGCGGCGACGACGCUGACCAGGAAGCUCGGCAGCGUCACCACCGUCGGCUUUCCCUGGGUCCGCGGCCAGCAGACGCUGCUGCUCUUGCUUAGCAUGCUGGCGACGGACACCGACGCCGCGCCGCUGGAGGCCUCGGACGAGAGGGAUUUUGUGUAUGGCUUGCUGGGCUUGGCUAACGAUGCGGCGUAUCUUGAUAUCAGGCCGCACUAUUCUAAGGGGUGGAGGGAGAUAAGGGUCGAGGUUGCGAGGAAGUGCUUGAUGUAUUAUGGGUUGGACAUGCUGUCUUUCUGCGGGUUGCAGGGCUCUGUAAAAGACUUCACCGCCGCUUCUCCAUCCUGGGCGCCGAACUGGGCUUCCGGAGAUCUUCCCAGGCCGUUGAGCAUCGGAUCCGUUUUCAGGGUCCGGGGCGGAUGGAAGAAAAGCGCUUACAGCGCCAGCGGAACUAUGGGUCAGACAGUAGCGGAUUGGUCUUUCGGUUUCAAUGGCGGCCUCGCGCUUUCGGCAGUCAGUGUCGAUUACGUUAGCGUGCUGGGCGGUAUUCUGCCGCAUAAAGAUACUGGAGCCGAUCAUGAGACGGGGCGAGACCACCAGCUCUCCAUAUGGUUAUCUGGUUUAAAUGAGCUGUUAAACGAACCCAACUCCAUCUACAACACGGACGAGAAAGUUGCCGAGGCAUUAUGGAAGACGCCCAUUGCCGACCGGGGACAAGUCUACAACUACGAAACGGAGCGGGCAACCGAAGACCUGAGGGCUGGCUAUCAAGCGUUGGUUGGUGAUGAGAGGGGAAGUACAAGCCAAGUCAAGGCUGCCAGGUAUGCAGCAAUUGCUCGCCGUAAGCUCCGUCGGAGGCAAGCCUUCAAAACGUCUGAAGGAUACUUGGGCAUCGGGCCUCACGGAAUGCAGGUUGGAGACUUUGUUUGGAUUGUUGUGGGUACUUCCGUACCUCUCGUGUUACGUAGAUGUAUGGCCGAAGCUUGGUGCAUUGUCGGUGAAGCUUAUGUUCACGGUAUAAUGGAUGGCGAGAUGAUGGGAGGAAAUGAACCAUUCAAGACAAUCAAUAUCAUUUGA